Molecule: messenger RNA, 1266 nt
Organism: Cyclocybe aegerita
Lineage: Eukaryota; Fungi; Basidiomycota; Agaricomycetes; Agaricales; Hemipholiotaceae
Source: the annotation of a GenBank genome assembly
AUGUUGGCCAACGCUUGCCUUAGGGUGGGUCAUUGGCCUCGCAUAUUCAAGGAGUCACUGUCGGUUAUUGUUCUGAAGCCAAACAAGCCCUCCUAUGCUGUACCGAAGGCUUUUAGGCCAAUUGUACUCCUCAUCACUUUUGGUAAACUUAUCGAAAAGAUGAUUGCAAAUCAGAUACAGUUUGACGCAGUCAAACAUGAUAUCUUUCAUCCAAACCAGCUUGGUGGAAUUCGCCAGAGGUCAACUGAGGAUGCUGGAUUGAUCCUGACUCAUCUUUUCUUCCCUUCUAUCAACCAUGAAAUGUUCAUGGCUGUCCUACGCAAGCAAGGAUUCUCACCAAUUUUGGUGGAGUUCUUUGUGUCUUACUUAGUUGGCCGUUCCACAGUUUAUUGUUGGAACACCUUCCAAUCUGACUUGUGGUCUGCGGACAUGGGUGUCAGGCAGGGCUCUGCUCUCUCGCCUGUUAUUUCAGGGCUUUUCAUUGCUCCAGUGAUGAAGCUCUUCUACAUCAAGGCGGUGCUGCUCAACACAAUGCUGCUCUCCUUUGUGGACGAUGGGACCAUUUUGGCCCAAUCCAAACAACUCGAUGAUAAUAAUGUGGGCCUGCGCAAGGCCUACAAGAUUAUCUACCUUCUCUUUGUUGCCUUCGCACUUGUUCUUGAACACGACAAGACCAAGUUGUUCCACUUUUCGCGUCAGCGAGACGCCUAUAAUCCCUCAUUGGAUUUGGGGUAUGCCCCGCAUACCGAUGCUACGCCUUUGAAGCCCAAGACCUAUUGGAGGUACUUGGGCUUCUACUUUGACCGUGGGCUUACAUUCCAUGAGCACGUUCGCUACUAUGCCACCAAGGCAUUCACCACCGUGCAGGCCAUGCGCAUGCUCGGAAAUUCUACCAGAGGUCUCUCGCCUAAACAGCGGUGCCUCCUCUAUAGAUCAUGUGUGGUUCCCAUUGCCACAUAUGGUUAUCGUCUGUGGUAUUUUGAUGGUGCCCAUAAUAAGGGCACGAUGAACCAGCUAAAAUGGAUGCAGCGGAAAGCUGCUCUAUGGAUGACGGGUGCAUUCUGCACCUCACCUACAGGCACUCUUGAGGCCUUAGAAGGUCUCAUCCCCAUCCACCUUAUGCUGAAGAAGCUGGCAACACACACAGUGUAUCGCGUCGCCACCCUGUCAGACACCCACCCUCUUCACUCCAUGAUGGGCGAGGGACUCCUCAAACAGGCUGAACCUCACGCCCGCUCAGCCGCCUUGAUGACCCCAGCCAUGUGA